Messenger RNA from Amphiprion ocellaris (clown anemonefish), 3441 nucleotides. It is a transcript of the gene cdc14b, whose product is annotated as cell division cycle 14B. Gene Ontology annotation, cellular component: mitotic spindle; spindle pole; centrosome. NCBI's taxonomy places the organism in Eukaryota, Metazoa, Chordata, Actinopteri, Pomacentridae. Gene Ontology annotation, molecular function: protein tyrosine/serine/threonine phosphatase activity; protein serine/threonine phosphatase activity. Bases 197 to 1567 code for a protein of 456 amino acids. The transcript is spliced from 12 exons. The record is from RefSeq and is a predicted model, not a curated record. Gene Ontology annotation, biological process: cilium assembly; microtubule cytoskeleton organization; protein dephosphorylation.
CCCUGUUCACAGACGUCAGCAGCAGCACCACGGAGGCUGGAGCAGUGGGCUACCUCUGCUGACACACACAACACACGCAGAUACAGACAUGCCAUAUUAACGCGGCAGCACAACGGGGACACGCCGCCGCACUGCGAAGCGGAGGAGCUGUGUCGCAGCAGCUCAGGAAUGUCCACCGUGCAGCCCUGAGGAGAAAAUGAAGCGCAAGAGCGAGAGGAGGCGAGCCGAGUCGAGGAAAAAGCGCUGUGCAGCUCCCAACAGCUCAGAGGCGGAGCCAAACUCUGAUAUUUACAUUGAGAUAACAGAUCAACUAUAUUUUGCCAUACUUCAGCAAAAGAUCAAGAGCACUGCUGAAAGACACUGUUUCUGCAUAGAUGAAGAGCUGGCAUACGAGAACUUCUAUGCGGACUUUGGUCCCCUUAAUCUGGCCAUGUUUUAUCGCUUCUGUUGCAAGCUGACGAAGAAGCUCAAGUCCAUAACACUCUCAAGGAAGAAGAUCAUAUUUUAUACGUGCGGAGAUCAGAAAAAACAAGUCAAUGCUGCCUACCUAAUAGGCUCAUAUGCAGUAAUGCAUUUAAAUAUGAUGCCGGAGGAGGCCUACAGUCUGCUGGUGUCAAGGAAUUCAACGUAUAUUCCAUUCAGAGAUGCCUCAUUUGGUACUUGCAUGUACAAUCUGAACAUCCUCGACUGCCUUCGUGGUGUUCACAAAGCUCUACAGUAUGGCUGGCUCGACUUCUCUAACUUUGAUGUGGAAGAAUAUGAGCACUAUGAGAGAGCAGAAAAUGGAGACUUAAACUGGAUCAUUCCAGGAAAGUUCCUUGCUUUCAGCGGGCCUCAUCCAAAAAGCAAAAUAGAGAAUGGGUAUCCUUUGCAUGCUCCCGAGGCUUACAUCCCAUACUUCAGGAAACACAACAUCACCACGAUCAUCAGACUCAACAAGAAGAUGUAUGACGCGAGGCGUUUUACAGACUCUGGCUUUGAGCAUCAUGACCUGUUCUUUGUGGAUGGGAGUACACCGAACGACUCCAUUGUCAGAAAGUUCCUCAAUAUCUGUGAGAAUGCAGAAGGAGGUAUUGCUGUUCACUGCAAAGCUGGUCUGGGGAGGACUGGUACUCUGAUCGGCUGCUACAUGAUGAAACAUUACCGCCUGACUGCAGCAGAGGCAAUUGCAUGGAUACGGAUCUGCCGACCAGGGUCCAUCAUUGGCCCUCAGCAGAACUUUGUUGAAGAGAAGCAGAACGGUCUGUGGGCAGAUGGAGAUGUUUUCCGAGAGAAGAUGUUAAAUGAACGAGAGAAUGGCAAGAUGGCUGUAACCAGGAUCCUCUCUGGAGUGGAUGACAUAACCAUCAAUGGCAGCAACAAGAACAGGGCAUCCAAGAAAGAAGAAAUGGACCUGUACAAUGAUGAAGAGGAGAGAAAUGGCCUUACACAAGGUGAUAAACUACGAGCCCUUAAGAGCAAGAGGCAGUCCAGAUCGUCUUCAGGUUCAUUAUCGCAGGUGGUAGUGUUCUGCUGCAGCCUCAUGGGCACGGUGUGGCCGAUGUGUUGCCUGCCGUUCAAAAGAUAGCAGAGAGAGGCAGAGAAAGAGUGGGGGAGAGGAAAAACAGAGAGAGGAUGUGAGGUUUUGUAUGAUGGAGGUAAGUGCACGUCACUUCCUUAUUUAGCUGACAUCCUCCUCCUGUAGAAAUGGUUGCUAUGCCAGUGAAUGGUAUGGCUAACGGUAUGGCUGAUUUGAAGUUGUUCUGUUUUUCUUUCUUUUCUUUCUUUCUUUGGAUGACUAUGGUGUGAAGUGGAUAUGCACUUAAUGGAUGCAUUACAUUUACACGCCUUUCAUUAUCUGCCUCAUGGACACACUGAGCUGUACUGCUUUGAUAUCGAGGCAUAUCUGAGAUAUCCUCUGAGUUACAAUAAAGCUCUUAAGUUGAGCCCACUGUAUUUGUUAACAAAAGCACCAGUUAUUCAACUAAUCAUGGUUUUGCAUAAGAUCUGGAUUAGUUGAAUUAAACGUUUUAGUGCUUGGCUUGCAUUACUGACUUGGCACUUUAAAAAAAUGUUAGUGAGGGAAACUUGGGCCUCAUUCUCAUCUGUAGUAGGAGCUUCCUCAUUGUUGGGUAAAGUAGCUAACUUGUUAGCUUGACCAUUUAAGUUAUAGGUGUUUUGGAAAAUUGCAAAUAGUUCUUUGGUAUCAGAAUCAUCUGUGACUGAGGUGUUUUAUGGGUUUAAUUAGUGGCUUUAAUGUUGGGAUGGUAAAUUCCUCCUGAUAAUCAGUCUAAUAAAAAGAAUUACAAAGCUUCAUAUAUUGAGCUUCUGAGGAGGUAGCGGGAUGUAAACAGGUUGUUAUCCAUUCUCAUGAGGGAGUUGAGGCAGAAGGAAGAUUUGCUUGCACUUCAGGCCAUAUGCUGUAUCAGUGUAUGCGUUGCUACACAAACAUCUAAUUUCCAGCUGAACUUCACCAUCUGGCUACACUGUUUGUUUUGUUAUGUAACACUGAAGUGCAUGUUGAAUUCCCGGGACGACUAGAACGAAGAAUAUCAAACUUUUCUUCACCUUCUCUGCCUUUUCGUGCAUGGCAACAGGCAUGACACCCUUGGACAUGCACGCAUGCACAUGCCUCUGUGUUUGUGUCUAACAUGUAAUUAAUGUUGGGCCGGGAUCAUUGUCAAUUGCCUGUUGUUUUUCCAUUGCUUCUGUGACUGGAUCAAUGUACACAUAUCCGCUGAGCUUUGUUUACUCCUUCAGUUUUCUGUCUCUGCCACCUCAUUUUAAAAUGGUGCAUUUAUGUGGAACAAAAUUUGACGAUGGUACUUAAAUUCUUGUGUGAUCUGACCUUUUUAAGACUUGGUUCUUUGCAUUUAUAGAACCCAACCAAUAUAGUGGCAGGCUAAAAUCAACCACUAGCUGUUAAUCACAGAUACUAUAAAUCUUUUGAUGCCUCUUAAUGUUUUUAUAAGCUCUGACUAUAUAUGAACUUUUUUCAUAAUUAAUUUUCAUUUAGUUAAAAUUAAUCCAGUGUCAUCUUUAUAUCUACUAUCAGUAUAUAUUUUAAAAGUAAAAUUUAUUUUAAACUUGAACCCUGGUAUUUACUGUUUUCUCUGUCCAAAAUGCGUCAAGAUUUUGUACAAACUUAAGAUAUCUUUCUUUUGUUAUUAUAUAUUGUUAGCCUUUUCCAACUCUCAAAUAUUAGUAUCCACUUCAAAAUUCCUACACUGGGUGGGUUCUAAGUAUAUGGCAGACUGCUAGUACAUCAGAGCAAGUGGAGAACAAAAACUUGCUGUCUGGCACUGCUGGAUGCAAGGCUCUGUGAAAAAGUGUUUCAUCUAAUCCAGUCCCAGAGGAAAAGCAGAACAUCAGAGGCUUUGUGUCCUGCCCAGACGUCUCUUGUCUCUCCUUCCUUUUUUUCCCCUUUUUUUCCGUUUGCUCUUGUUGUUGGAUUUGUCCUCC